AUGGGCGUACAGGAAGUCCCCAUGAAAUCUGAAAUCCGAAAUCCGGAUAGUGAAGAUCUUGAACUGCGGGUCAAGGAAAAGGGGAGUGCCAGGAUUUUCCCACAUUCCCCCGACUAUUCCAGGACCAAGACUGGAGAGACUGGAGAGACUGGAGAGACUGGAGACUGGACUGAAGGAUCCUCCAGCCUCCGACAAGCGGAGCCCAGUGGAGUGAAUACUGAACUUACCCUCUUUGGGACAUGUCUGGACCGAUGA
Messenger RNA from Penicillium bovifimosum, 255 nucleotides. RefSeq lists its product as uncharacterized. Bases 1 to 255 code for a protein of 84 amino acids. Lineage: Eukaryota; Fungi; Ascomycota; Eurotiomycetes; Eurotiales; Aspergillaceae. The record is from RefSeq and is a predicted model, not a curated record. The transcript has a single exon.